AUGUGCGUCAGAUGUUCAAAUCUAUUUAGGGAUUUGAAUGAAGAGUAUCUUAGAUUCACAGCAGAUACUAAGUAUAUUUUGGGAGCAGCUAUAUCUGUCAAUUUUUCCCUUUUAGUCAAAAACACUCGGUUAGGUGAUGUGUAUGGAAAGAAGCACUAUGUUCUUAAUUCUAUUAGAGAAAUUUCUGGUGCUAUAAUACACAUAUACCCAAGGCCUACUAGUGAGAAUGAAGAAAAUCUUAUUUCUCUAUUUGGGGAGAUUUCUCAUAUAAAUCUCAUCAGAGAAAAGAGAAGUGGGAAAUCAAAGGGCUUAGCCUUUCUUGCUUAUGAGGAUAGGAGAAUUUCCACCUUAGCUAGUGAUAAUUUGGAUGGAUUUAUGUUGCUUGGGAGUAACAUCAAGGUGAAUCACAGUAGGAAGUAUCUCCGGCGUGAAGAAGAAACUAUGGCAGAGAAACACUGUUCACAAUCUGUUCAUAAUAGGAAGUCAUCUUAA
Molecule: messenger RNA, 492 nt
Organism: Arabis nemorensis
Lineage: Eukaryota; Viridiplantae; Streptophyta; Magnoliopsida; Brassicales; Brassicaceae
Source: the annotation of a GenBank genome assembly